GUUGAGUGUUUGUUCUUUUUGGCUAGAAUUGUGUUUUGAAUUGAUCCCAGACACAUCUGUCUACUAUGCAGCAGUACACAUAGGCUUUCUACACUCAUUUCUUGAAACUAUUUGAUUGGGAGCUUUCCAAUUCUCCCAAAACUACACGGUAUAUCAACCUUGACAAUGAUUCUUAGCCCUCUUGACAACAAGCCAGGUGAGCUGCGAAUGGAUCAUCAGAAUUACUCGAAUUAUAGAUCUAUCUCCCAUAGUUCCCAAGAUUGAUAUCAAAUGCACCAGCGUAUAAAAAGACAAGAAAGGAAAAGAAAGAAAGGGGACAAGCAAAGAAGAAGGUGCUAUGGAAAUCACAGGCCCAUAUUACAUCACCAUAUCGAAUAUCGGAUCUGGAAAGCGGCAGCUCAAUUGUGGUUCAAUGAGGGGUAGCUCCACAUGAAUUGGCAAAUAAAACUCACCUGCAGAUAGCUGGAUUUCUAAUUCCUUGAGUCAUUCCAAAAGUUAAGGAAGUCUCAUCUCUCUGUCUCAAAAUCCCUCCGAAACUUCAUAUACAAGGUCAAAAGCUUUCGGAGAACAUCACAGUGGUACAACAUGUCGGCCCCCAAAGAACUUAAGAUGGAAUACACAAGACUCGGUAACUCGGGAUUAAAGAUUUCCAAGGUUAUCUUUGGUGCAAUGUCUUUUGGAUCAUCCGAAUGGCAAGACUGGGUAAUUAACGAGGACGAAGCUCUUCCACUAUUGAAACACGCAUACGAUCUCGGAUUGAAUACAUGGGACACUGCAGACACUUACUCCAACGGAAAAUCCGAGGAAAUCAUCGGGAAAGCUUUAAAGCAAUACUCAAUUCCAAGAAACGAGGUUGUUAUUCUUAGCAAAUGCUAUUUCGGUGUUGCUGAAGAUGGAACACAACCACUCAUUUCGAAGCUUAGCACAAAUGAUGGAGAGAUGGUCAACCGGGUUGGCUUGAGCAGAAAGCAUAUUCUUGAUGCUGUGGACAAGAGCGUUGCUCGAUUGGGAACAUAUAUCGAUGUCCUGCAGAUCCACAGACUCGAUCGCGAUACUCCCAGAGAAGAAAUCAUGAGAGCCUUGAAUGAUGUUGUGGAAAGUGGCAAAGUUCGAUAUAUUGGUGCAAGCAGUAUGGCUGCAUGGGAAUUCCAAACGCUACAAAAUAUCGCAGAGAAGAAAGGCUGGCACAAAUUUGUCUCCAUGCAGAAUUAUUACAACUUGCUUUACCGUGAAGAAGAACGAGAGAUGAUUCCAUACUGUAGAGACUCUGGUGUUGGACUCAUUCCGUGGAGCCCAAUUGCCCGCGGAGCACUUGCUCGCCCUUUCAAUGAGCGAGGCACAAAGCGUGAAAAUAGUGAUAUGAUGCUCAAGGCUUUAAUUCGUAGCAAGGAGAAUGAAAUCGAUAAAACCGUCAUCAAUCGUGUUGAGGAAAUCGCAAAGAAAAAUGGAGUUAGCAUGGCAACUGUAGCUAUUGCUUGGUGUCUUAACAAGGACAGUGUUAAUCCAAUCGUUGGCUUGAGUAGCAAAGAGAGAAUUGAGCAAGCAGUAGAAGCGGUCAAAUUCGCCAGCUCUGGGAGAUUAACUGCAGAGGACAUUGCAUAUCUUGAGGAAGGCUACGCACCUAAGGCUGUACAAGGUUAUUAAAUUAUAUUGAGUGGCAUCCAUGUGGCUUGCAAGGACAGGAACCACAACCGAGUCCAUGUACUUCACGUUGCUAUACCUCUCAUUUGGUCCAACAAAGAAUGCCAUUCAUGUCACAAACAGGUGAUACAUGCUUUGUCGUUUAUCUUUUCUAGAUUGGAUUUUCUUUCAUUGUUCAUAUAUAUUCCAAAUAUUGAUUCUCCGACUUGGUGUAUGUCAGAUAUCAGAAACGAUGAGGGUAAAAAACCAUCGCUGGCAUGGCUAAUUGGAAUUUCUCAACUAUUAAUCACCGUCGCCUAUUUUGCUCCCACGUUACUAGGAAUUGUACAGAGUAAUGAUCGACAUGAUUAUGAAUUUCUCGGAAGACGCCCUUUUCUUCUACACA
Messenger RNA from Botrytis cinerea B05.10, 2026 nucleotides. RefSeq lists its product as hypothetical. NCBI's taxonomy places the organism in Eukaryota, Fungi, Ascomycota, Leotiomycetes, Helotiales, Sclerotiniaceae. The coding region runs from base 586 to 1644 and encodes 352 amino acids. The record is from RefSeq and is a predicted model, not a curated record. The transcript is spliced from 4 exons.